Elephantulus edwardii (Cape elephant shrew) is the source of this 2622-nucleotide messenger RNA. It is a transcript of the gene ANO6, whose product is annotated as anoctamin 6. Gene Ontology annotation, molecular function: protein dimerization activity; chloride channel activity. The transcript is spliced from 19 exons. Gene Ontology annotation, cellular component: plasma membrane. Bases 1 to 2622 code for a protein of 873 amino acids. Lineage: Eukaryota; Metazoa; Chordata; Mammalia; Macroscelidea; Macroscelididae. The record is from RefSeq and is a predicted model, not a curated record. Gene Ontology annotation, biological process: calcium activated phosphatidylserine scrambling; calcium activated phosphatidylcholine scrambling; chloride transmembrane transport.
AUGGGUGAGUCCUACGUGGUCCUCACUGUGGAUCCUAUGUGGAUCACGAAAGAAUUUAAUGGAAAACCUGACUCCCUCUUUUUCAAUGAUGGCCAGCGAAGAAUUGACUUUGUUCUCGUGUAUGAAGAUGAAAGUAGAAAAGAGACGAAUAAAAAGGGUACAAAUGAAAAACAAAGGAGAAAAAGACAAGCAUAUGAAUCUAAUCUCAUCUGUGAUGGCCUUCAGCUAGAAGCAACGAGAUCACUUUUGGAUGACAAGCUUGUAUUUGUAAAGGUGCAUGCACCUUGGGAGGUGUUAUGCACGUAUGCAGAGUUAAUGCACAUCAAGUUGCCUCUGAAACCCAAUGAUCUGAAAACCCGGUUCUCAGCCUUUGAUGGUUUAAACUGGUUUACCAAAGUCCUAAGAGUGGAUGAAACUCUCAUCAAGCCAGAGCAAGAAUUUUUCACUGCCCCAUUUGAGAAGGACCGGAUGAAUGAUUUUUACAUUCAAGAUAAAGAUACCUUCUUCAAUCCUGCCACCAGAAGUCGCAUUGUUUACUUCAUCCUCUCUCGGAUCAAGUACCAGGAAAGGGAAAACAUUAACAAGUUUGGGAUUAACAAGCUUGUAAGCUCUGGCAUCUAUAAAGCAGCUUUCCCUCUUCAUGAUUGCAACUUCAGCCAACAGUCAGAGGAUCCCAGCUGCCCUAAUGAACGGUACCUUCUGUACAGGGAAUGGGCUCAUCCUCGAAGCAUAUACAAGAAGCAGCCUUUGGACCUUAUCAGGAAAUAUUAUGGAGAGAAGAUUGGAAUCUACUUUGCUUGGCUGGGCUAUUAUACUCAAAUGCUGCUCCUGGCUGCCGUUGUAGGAGUGGCUUGCUUUCUUUAUGGAUAUUUUAAUCAAAACAACUGUACCUGGAGCAAAGAAGUAUGUGAUCCUGAGAUAGGCGGCAAGAUCAUAAUGUGUCCACAGUGUGAUAGGCUUUGUUCAUUUUGGAAUCUCAGUAUUACUUGCGAGUCCUCAAAGAAAUUGUGUAUAUUUGACAGCUUUGGAACCCUGAUCUUUGCUGUAUUUAUGGGAGUAUGGGUUACCUUAUUUUUGGAGUUUUGGAAACGACGCCAAGCAGAACUUGAAUAUGAAUGGGACACUGUUGAGUUACAGCAGGAAGAACAAGCCCGGCCAGAAUAUGAAGCAAGGUGUACUCACGUGGUGAUAAAUGAGAUUACCCAGGAGGAAGAGCGUGUUCCCUUUACUACCUGCGGAAAAUGUAUACGUAUAGCCCUCUGUGCAAGUGCUGUCUUUUUCUGGAUCCUAUUAAUCAUCGCUUCAGUUAUUGGGAUCAUCGUUUACAGGCUCUCGGUGUUCAUUGUGUUUUCUGCACAACUGCCCAAGCACUUUAAUGGAACAGACCCGAUCCAGAAGUAUUUAACUCCACAGACAGCGACGUCCAUCACUGCUUCCAUCAUCAGCUUUAUCAUUAUCAUGAUUCUGAACACCAUCUAUGAAAAAGUGGCCAUCAUGAUUACUAACUUUGAACUCCCAAGGACCCAGACUGAUUAUGAAAACAGCCUAACCAUGAAGAUGUUCUUAUUCCAGUUUGUCAACUACUACUCGUCGUGUUUCUACAUUGCGUUCUUUAAGGGCAAAUUUGUGGGUUAUCCGGGAGACCCAGUCUAUUGGCUGGGGAAGUACAGAAAUGAAGAGUGUGAUCCAGGUGGCUGUCUCCUUGAACUGACAACUCAGCUGAUAAUAAUCAUGGGUGGUAAAGCAAUCUGGAAUAACAUACAAGAAGUGUUACUCCCCUGGAUCAUGAAUCUCAUUGGAAGGUACCGCACAGUGUCAGGAUCAGAAAAGAACACCCCUCGGUGGGAACAGGACUACCACCUGCAGCCAAUGGGCAAAUUGGGAUUGUUUUAUGAAUAUCUUGAAAUGAUUAUUCAGUUUGGGUUCGUCACCUUAUUUGUGGCCUCUUUUCCACUGGCACCUCUGUUGGCUUUGGUGAACAAUAUAUUGGAAAUAAGAGUGGAUGCGUGGAAGCUGACUACCCAAUAUAGACGCAUGGUGCCGCAAAAAGCCCAGGACAUCGGUGCAUGGCAGCCCAUCAUGCAAGGAAUAGCAAUUCUGGCUGUGGUGACCAAUGCUAUGAUCAUUGCUUUCACAUCAGACAUGAUUCCCCGCCUAGUGUAUUACUGGUCCUUCUCCGUCCCUCCCUACGGGGACCACGAUCACUACACCAUGGAGGGCUACAUCAACAAUAGUCUCUCGGUCUUCAACAUCAUGGACUUCAAAAACAGAACCCAGGAAAACCCAUACCUUGGACUUGGCAGCCAUACCACAUGCAGAUACCGUGAUUUUCGGUACCCACCUGGACACCCCCAAGAGUAUAAACAUAACAUCUACUACUGGCAUGUGAUUGCAGCUAAGCUGGCUUUUAUCAUUGUCAUGGAGCAUGUCAUCUACUCUGUGAAAUUCUUCAUUUCCUACGUAAUCCCAGAUGUAUCGAAAACCACGAAGAGCAAGAUCAAGAGAGAGAAAUACCUAACCCAAAAGCUUCUUCAUGAGAAUCACAUCAAAAAGAAUUUGGGAGUGAUAGUUGAGAAGCUAGUAGAAGGAGCAGCGAAUCAUUUACGACCAAAAUCAGAAUAA